Gorilla gorilla gorilla (western lowland gorilla) is the source of this 462-nucleotide messenger RNA. It is a transcript of the gene C2H3orf85, whose product is annotated as chromosome 2 C3orf85 homolog. Bases 1 to 321 code for a protein of 106 amino acids. Lineage: Eukaryota; Metazoa; Chordata; Mammalia; Primates; Hominidae. The record is from RefSeq and is a predicted model, not a curated record. The transcript has 3 exons.
AUGACAGUUAAAAUCAUUCAGAAUCGAGCUCCAACUUACCUUUCCAGUGUUAUCUCUGACCACAUCUAUACCACAACCCUACCUUUCAAUCAUAUUGGAGCAUUGGGAGCGCCAUUUUUCUUGGAGGACCCUGCAAACCAGUUCCUACGUCUCAAAAGACAUGUAAAUUUGCAGGAUUACUGGGACCCAGAUCACAGUUCAGAUGUGUGGGGAAACACACUGGCUAAGCAGGCUCGUGAAACAUGGAUUGCUUUGAAAACAACAGCACAGUAUUAUUUGGAUAUGAAUACCUUCACCUUUGACAUGUCUACUGCCCAGUAAAUAUGUUUUCCUGAUUAAAGCAGGAGGAUGAAGAUGGCAGAGCUUGGAAUGGCAUUGUGCCAAAACCAUGGGUUUUAGAGAUCUGAGGGUAUAUCCAUGCUGUUUACUACAUUAUUUAUUAUGUCUGUCUCAAAGUUGUUG